AUGGUCGGUGGAGGAGCUGCCGAUCUGUCCCCAACAGCCGCUGUCAAGAUCUUUGCAGCCGGAACAGCUGGCUGUGUGGCCGAACUGGUCACUUAUCCCCUGGACACAGCCAAAGUGAGACUGCAGAUUCAAGGUGAAUCCAAGCCCUCACUGGAAGGCCAAAGGAUAAGAUACAGAGGUGUGUUCGGCACCCUCCUCACCAUGGUGAGGACCGAGGGCCCCAGGAGUCUUUACAGUGGACUGGUGGCAGGGCUGCAUCGACAGAUGGGCUUCGCCUCAGUCCGCAUCGGCCUGUAUGACACCAUGAAGGGGUUCUACACCAAAGGGUCAGAGAAUGCAGGAAUUGGGGCUCGGCUGCUGGCAGGCUGCUCCACGGGGGCGAUGGCAGUGGCCUUCGCGCAGCCCACUGAUGUGGUGAAAAUCCGGUUCCAGGCUCAGGUCUGCGGGUCCGCCUCUGUGAAAAGAUACAACAGCACGUUUGAUGCCUACAAGACCAUCGCCAGAGAUGAGGGCUUCAGAGGGCUCUGGAAAGGUUGUCUGCCAAACAUAACUCGUAAUGCCAUAGUAAACUGCUCCGAGCUGGUGACGUACGACAUCAUUAAGGAGCUCAUCCUGAAGUACAACCUGAUGACAGACAACAUGCCGUGUCACUUCACAGCAGGCUUCGCAGCAGGUUUCUGCACCACCAUUGUGGUGUCUCCAGUGGAUGUGGUGAAAACACGCUUCAUGAACUCAGCGCCUGGGAAGUACAGCGGCGCUAUUAACUGUGGCCUAAUCAUGCUGAUGAAAGAGGGACCCACAGCUUUCUAUAAGGGAUUUAUACCCGCAUUUCUCCGUUUGGGUUCCUGGAACAUUGUAAUGUUCAUGAGCUUCGAGCAGAUUAAGAGAGCUAUCAUAAGAUUCCAACAGUCCCGGGAUUCAGUGCUCUGA
This is a messenger RNA of Anoplopoma fimbria (sablefish), 930 nucleotides long. RefSeq names its product mitochondrial uncoupling protein 2-like. Gene Ontology annotation, biological process: mitochondrial transport; mitochondrial transmembrane transport; adaptive thermogenesis. Bases 1 to 930 code for a protein of 309 amino acids. The transcript is spliced from 6 exons. NCBI's taxonomy places the organism in Eukaryota, Metazoa, Chordata, Actinopteri, Perciformes, Anoplopomatidae. Gene Ontology annotation, cellular component: mitochondrial membrane. Gene Ontology annotation, molecular function: oxidative phosphorylation uncoupler activity. The record is from RefSeq and is a predicted model, not a curated record.